GGGGACUGGGGUGUUGAAGGGGAUGGGGGAGGGGUGACUCCUCAGUUGGGUCUGAAAACCAUCCCAACUUCCCCGAAGUAAUGCUACCCAUAAGAUGGAUCCAUGCCUCCCUCUGGAGAUCCAGCAAUGAUGGACUGUGAGUUACUUCGGUUCAGUCUUCGAUGUCGGUGCUGUGACAAGACUUUCAGCAACAGAUCUAAUCUGCAGCGGCACCUCGCAUCUCAAGCUAACUAUCGACCUUAUUCUUGCCCAGUUUGCUCAAAGUCCUUUGCUAGAAAGGAUGUUUUAAAGAGACAUGUAUUGAAACAUAAUUUAUCACAGUCACUUCAUGCUGUUUUAACAGAACCACCAGGUGUAGUGUCUCUCAGUCCUCCAUAUUAGUAAAGACAACUUGCCUAUUUUAGCCAAAUGGCUAAAUAUGUAAUGGCACUAAAGACUGUAUUUGUAUUGUCUAGCAUUACCUAGAUGAAAUAUCUACACUAGAUUUUUCAUCUGAAACUUUUGUAGAGGCAGACAAUAAGGAUGAAAUGGAAAGUUAUUCUAGUUCUUUUUUCUAGAAUAUGUGUAGAAUAAAAAAAACAUUAAUUUAUUUGUAUCUAAUGUUAAUGAGUUUAUUUUUUCAUCUUUGUACACGAAUGUGGCCAGAUUGACAUCCCUUUCCUUUUCCUUUCCAUUUCCUUUUUGUGUGAUUUUUAAAUAUAUGAGUAUUAUAUUUUUGGUAUUUUUUACUGCAUAAAUUUCUUUGAAAUGCAAAAAAAAAAUUUAUAAUCAAAUAAAGAAUGAAUGAAAUAAAUCUUAAGAUUUACUAGAUCAUUAGUGCAGUCAGUGAUACAUCAAAUCAAGAAUAAUUUUGUAGUUAUAUGUAGUUCACAACGAAGCAAUAAAAGCCAAUUAUACAAAAACAAUACUUGAUACUUUUAAAGGCUACAGUAAUUCUAUGGAAAAAAUUGUAUUGUAAUUUACUAUAACUGCAACAUAAAAUGUAAAGACCAUUAUAGUGCAGGGUUUCAUUUGUGCCACAGUGUAGGUUUUACCAGGAGUCAGUAUUAAAUUGGUUUUCUAUACAGAAUUUUUGCCUUCUGUAUUAUCACCUGAUGGGAAUAAGUGUAAAAUAUUUAUUAAAUUUUAUUCUUGCAGCAAAACUUAAACAAUAUGGUAAAUCAAGAUCAAAAGAUCAGUGUUGAUUGUUUUGUUGAAAGCUCUCUUAAUAAAUUGUGAUAUUUAUCUCUUCAAACAUGAAAAAUAUGUGAUACUGGAAUUUUUAUAAAUUACUAUCUGGUUGCAAAAAUUCUUCCCAUCUUGGUCAAGUAAAAUUAGGUUAAUAUAAGAUGAUCUGUAUUUGUGCUUCUUCUCCUUGUUCUUCUUGACAGUCUCUUACCCUGCUUAUUGCUCAAUUGUUCUUAAUUUAAUGUUAGGUGUAGUUUUUAUUGACAGACACUCAAGCACAAAGAUGGUAAGGUGAAGUGUAAAUACAUUUGAGCCAUCCAAUUUGAAAUAUUAGCUAUACUGUUAAGGAGACUUCUAAACAUAAGAAACCAAACUUGUUUGGAAAGAAAAUUUAAUAAAAAAUGAUUUUAGU
Penaeus vannamei (Pacific white shrimp) is the source of this 1579-nucleotide messenger RNA. The record is from RefSeq and is a predicted model, not a curated record. Lineage: Eukaryota; Metazoa; Arthropoda; Malacostraca; Decapoda; Penaeidae.